Desarmillaria tabescens is the source of this 3606-nucleotide messenger RNA. RefSeq lists its product as uncharacterized. Lineage: Eukaryota; Fungi; Basidiomycota; Agaricomycetes; Agaricales; Physalacriaceae. The transcript is spliced from 14 exons. The record is from RefSeq and is a predicted model, not a curated record. The coding region runs from base 1 to 3606 and encodes 1201 amino acids.
AUGGCAACAAACAGUCCUGAAGGCAUGCAGCUUCAAAAUAGUCUCGUAACAGGAUAUACAGCUGCGAAACAAUCUCCGUUGGUUUGGUCACUUCCAGUUCAUUGCAAGCUAUUCCUACUUUCACACCUCAAUCCCGAUCUUUGGUAUGAAUUGCACGUGGAAGAAAGUCAUCAGAACGCGGACAUAUUGCAGUUCGGGAUGGCAAUGGGAAGAUCGUUGAAGUCUGUGGCCGACAAGGACUGGGACAAAGGCCAUCCGUCUCAAAAGUGCAUAGACAGCAUCAGCGGAGGUCGCAAUGCAAAUAAAUCUACAGGUCAGCUGAAAACCCUUGUGCUUGUAAAGGCGAUGGAUAUCGCUGCUGGAUUUCUUCGAUUGCCAUGUCGUUCCUAUUAUCCAAGUUUUAAGAAGUCGCUGACGUUUGAUGAGCGUCAACUUGGGUUUUUGAGAAGGCUAGAAGGCUGGACGCACAAAUUAGACGAAAUUGCGACUUCUCUCCAUAUGUACAAUGAAAGAAGAAUGGUCCCCCUUCCUCCUCUACAGCCAGACGCGACAAUGAAUCACGAGAUUCUGCACGCAGAUAUAUGUUUGCUUGCGAAUCAUUGGAAACACGAAUCGGUGAAAAAUUGGCUGAAGGUCCUGUGCGUAUUGGAUGGCGUGGCUUUUCACAUCCGAUUACUAUGUUAUCAUAAUGGAGUGGAGCAGACAACACUUUGGCAACGGUUUAUCAACGAUAAUUUUGACCACCCUGACGUCAAAAUGAUCAUGGGAAAUGAAGAAACAAUAAAACGGUUCAAAAAGAAUUUACUGCAGUGGAAACAAGCCUUCACGAACGCUGUCACAAUAUCCCCCCUUGUGCUCAUCAUGGGCCAAGGAAUGGGCCAAACAUUGAACACCCCUCUUGCCUUACAAGUUGGGGGACGUCUGUCUUCAAUUGGGAAACCAAAGCUGAUCCUUCGUGUUGAAGAAAUCUUGUGGAAGUCCAUCGUUGGUAUAGCUUGGGGCUCGUGGAUGAGCAAAAUUGCAUUGAGUAAAUUUUUGGCCGAAGUGCAGCCGUUGGUUGAAAAGAUGCUGGAUUCCAAGGCUAUGUCAAAGGAUGGAGCAAAGAGGGGAUGGGUAGGAUAUGAAGGGGAGGAUACGUGGUUUGAAGAUUCAAUCACAUUCAUCCAACAGAACGUUGUUCCUGGUCUGGAAGCCAAAAUCGGAGCCGAAACAAGCGAAUGGCUCAUAAGCAGCAGAUCACUCUGGAUUGGAAAGGGCGGUCGCAAGAAGGACCCAGUACAACGAGGCAGAAGCAGUUCUUGUCCUCCCCGAUGGUCAAAGCCUCAGCGAAAGUCUCAAAGCCUCUCCCCUUCACGAUAUUCGGCUCGAAGGCCAGCCUUCAUGCUACAUGCAUGGGGUCACAAACAUUAUCCAAAUUUCGAUGAAAGGCCAGAGUGGCAAUAUCCACCUACGUUGCCCCCUCUCACUGUUCGAGACCUCAAGCAAAUUCCUGUCGGAGCUAUCAUCAUCGGUGCAAUGCCCCCCAUUCGCAAGGAUCCUCUGAAAACAGCAUUUUCUUUAUCCCAUAAACAGAAAAUAAUUCACGAGAGGAAGCUCUCACAAGACCUGGAUGCAGGCUGGCAUCAGUUGAUGUUAAUGGCGCCCUCUCUGAGAAUGGGCCAGGUGCAGGAUGCGGCACCAUCUCUCUCCCGCAGAAAAAGGCAAUGGUCGAGCACUGUUGGCAAGCUUGAUACCAGAGAAAGGUCCAAGAAAGCCAAGCUUGAUCAUGGUCUGUCCCGUUCUUUGCACCCAAUUACUUCUCCGCUCGUUUGGGCUCCUGCCAAAAAGCAAUACAGGACAUUCGACUAUUAUCUGUUGAUCUCUAAUGAAACUGAUGAUCACCUUGCGCUUGCUGGGUGGAACACUUGUGUAAGGACUGAUGCAAGCGGAGGUCCACUCUACCGGUUGAAAGAAACUGGGAAGGCGGCAGAUGAAUCGAUGAUCGUGACCCUGAAACAAUCUUCGGCCUUGAAAAAUCAUCAAGGGACUCUCAAGACCUUCCGCCACUACAACAUUCUCCUGUAUGACACGAAAACUUUGCCACUUACAUGGUCUUUGGCGUCCCUUUCUGAGAUUGGCAACAUUGAUAUUCUUCAAGAAGUCCAAGACCAUCACCGGCGCAGCUCCAACGACACGAUGGAGCAACUUCACGUCUCUGUUUCCUUACGUGAAAUGUAUGAAGAAGGCCUUUUGGAGGAUGGUCGCAUCUUGAACGCUUUGUCUCUACCUUGCAGCACUUCAUACAGCGGUCACCCUUUACAGUCGAUUGUUUUGAGUCACAUACGAGCAUUCGAACAGACGUCUGACCUACCUGAGGACAUCUAUACAGCGGAGUAUCCUGUCUCGGUGACAAAUUGUUUUGGUGUCGGUACCAUCAUUGAGGUUCUUUGCAGGCGGAAGUUGUGGUACGUGUUUAAGCAUGGUGGAUGUAAUAAUAGACAGGACAGCCGUAUCGAUGAGUACAUUAAUGAUUGGGCACCUGGAUUUAUUCCAGAUCCAGAGGAAUGGACUGCAGAGGUUGUCUUGCUUGAACCUGGUUCUGCCUUCUACAUGCAUCCCAACACUCACCAUGCAGUGGUGACCCUGGAGAAUUCCAUCGUAAAAGGUCACCAUUUCUACUCCACGGUCACACUCUCGAAAACUGUCUUGGGCUGGGUUCAUACCUGUAUGCUCGGUUAUACUAUUACAAACAUUUUGCAUGUUGAGCUCCAGGAGGUUCUCCUUCGUAUGAUGUGCUACUUUGGUGCAGUGAUCAGUGAUCAAGGACCUGAAAAUCAUGACACAGAUAUUCCCACCAUGACAAGAGAUGGACCUCUUGACUUCAUUGCGUUAGGAAAUCUCUGUCUAUUUGCACCUGCCUUGUACGCCUGUGUCACUGAGACCGAGGGAGACUCGAAACCUGCAAUUGCCAUGGCAGCCGGCGCAUACAUAUCCACAAUACAGUGUUUGCAGAUGAAAUAUUGUCUGGUUUUUCUCGAUGAUGACAAAGAUGUUGCUGUGCAGUCCCCGGAAUCAAUGAUGCGUGUCAAUGACCGGGUCACCCUGAGUGUUGGGUCCCUGGAUAUCGCUGAUUUUGCUAGGAGCUCUGCUGCUCAUUUCAGGCGAUCUUUGAUUCUUUACGCUGAGACGGCUUUGCAAGCACAGAGGGCUUUAGGACAACAUGAAUCGGUCUUGUUCGAUACUGAGAUGUUUCAGCAAGAUAUUAAGGAUGCCAUGGAAACCUAUUUGCAGAUGGAGCUAUCAUCUGAGUUCCUCAAGGCUUACAAACGCCGGAAGAGGAAGGUUUUGCUCCUUAGGCCAAUAUUUUUGGUUCGGCAAAAGGCUGAAGUCCUACAAUCUGAUGCCCUGGAGGAUUGGUCGGAAACCGUCGACUAUGAUUUGUCUGAUGGUGAAGAAGAGGACCCUAAGGACGAAGAAGACUACCCCCCAACCAAUGUUUCAAACAUAAAUGAUGGGGAUUCAAGUGGCAUGGAUAUGACCGGGGAUGAUGAUGAUUCACAGGACAAGUCAGAAUCGACAUCAGAGAGAGAUUCUAAUGCUGGCUCAGAAUACAGGCCUGGACUCUGA